Molecule: messenger RNA, 1524 nt
Organism: Cladocopium goreaui
Lineage: Eukaryota; Dinophyceae; Suessiales; Symbiodiniaceae
Source: the annotation of a GenBank genome assembly
AUGGCCGUGUUUCCUGUGGAGUUUCCCCAGCGCCCUGUGGAGUUUCGCUCGCAACUUGCCGCAGGAUACGAAGAGCGACAAGAGCAGUUCGAGUCCAAACGUGAAGAACUGCAGAAGAAGAUCAACACCUUGUUAGAGUCGAAUAAGAAGCUUAAGAACCAAUCCCUGGACGAAGAGAUGGAUCAGAUUCGAAAGGCCAAACGUUAUGAGAUGGACGUGGACGGUGUGAUUACGCGCUACGACUCGGACGUCAAGGACCUGGCGAAGAACUACAGUGAAAAUGCGGAGCACUUGAAGAAGGAGCAACGGCAACUGAACGACCUCCGCGAACACUUCCAGAAGGUGGAAGAAGAAAACAUGGCCAUUAUGAAGGAGGAGGCACAGCACAUUCCCCAGAGAUUCUUUCGGAACCAUGGCCAUGUCGAUGGAAAAAGCGACCUCCAUGAAGCAGACAUCAUUGUGGGAGAGGAGGAUCGAGAGUCGAGCAUUCGGAGAUCCAAGACUGGUCCCACGGUGGCCGCACCACGGGAGAAGUUGGACUCUUUGGAUUUGGACUCCGUCAAGUUGGAAAGCUGCUCUUUGGCAAUGGGAUGGGGCCGACAGAUCUCAGUGAACGUACAAGCGAGCAUUGGCAACUACACUCUUGAGGAGUGCUUGGGUCAGGGCGCGUGUAGCAGCGUCUACCGAGGCCGACAAGGAGACAAGGAGGUAGCCCUGAAGUUGAGGGAGGCUCUGGAUGAGGACAUGAUUGCCAAUUGUCGUGAAGAAUUCGAAGUCUUGCGGCAGCUGCGGCAUCCAAACAUCAUUCAGGCCCUUGACUUUUUUGUUCUCAGUCAAAGGACCUGCUUGGUCCUGUCCUACCACGACGCACGGAAUCUGACGAAAGCUGUGAAGAUGGGCCCCAUGCCUGAAGCUACAACGAAGCCUCUCUUCCGGAUGUUGUUGAAGGCACUGGACUAUCUUCAUUGCAAGCGGGUUCUCCAUCGAGACGUCAAGGGAGAUAAUGUCUUGGUUUCCCAUGAUGACACGCAACUGUGGCUGGCAGAUUUCAAUACCGCUCGUCAGCUUAUGGCUGGUGGCUCCCUCACCAUGACAGGUACCUGGGAAUAUUCACCCCCGGAGGUGAUUGUUGAAGGCGAGUCCGCUUCAGAGAAGGCGGACGUCUGGGGCGCGGGGCUCUGUGGCUAUUUGAUGCUGAAAGGCAAGCUGCCACUGAAGUUUUCGGCCUACGAAUCCCCCAGGGCCUAUGGAGAAGCCUGUGUGAAGAACCCGGUGACGUGUACAGAUCCCUCCUGGGAAGCCUUUUCUUCGGAUUGCUGCGAAACCUUGCGCCGCUGUCUUCACGUCGACAAGAAUUGCCGCCCGGCUGCUAUGGUGCUGUUGGCCAUGUCCUGGCUCGCGGAUUCCAUCGUGGCACGGCGACGUUUGAAGCCCGGAAGACGACACACACUCCUCUCCGGGACCAUUGAAGACGGCGACGGCAAAGCAGUGCCCUGCAUUAAGAAGAUCCAAAGUCUGGGAUAA